CUACUUUUGGAUCAUAGGAAGGCUAUAAUCGGCCAGCGAGGAAAAUUGCUCUGUCAACUAUCAGAGCUUUCGAUCAACGCCCCCGACUCUUCCUUCAACGAAUCAUCGACUGUUGUUGGCACAGACGACAGUGAAAGUUCUAUAACCUUAGAGCUCUGCAAAUCUGGGAAUCAUUCUAGUGAAGAUGUAUCGAAUAAAGUGGAUUCCAUUCGUCAGGAAUUAGGGGAUCUACCUCAGAUGGCUUAG
Messenger RNA from Protopolystoma xenopodis, 246 nucleotides. Lineage: Eukaryota; Metazoa; Platyhelminthes; Monogenea; Polystomatidea; Polystomatidae. The record is from the annotation of a GenBank genome assembly.